AUGUCAACGGCACCAGUUGUUCAGUUGCUACAUGCUCAAAACGCACAUCAUGAUUACACAGGAAACGAAUCGUCUUUGAAGGUUCCCGUCAACAUAUACUCAAACCAAGAGCAAUCUCUUAAUAAUCCUGAUCUAGAUCUGCCACCAUAUGAUUUGCUCUAUGCUUUGGUAGAUCUGUAUUUCGAGCAUAUCAAUUCCUGGUGCCCGAUCCUCCACCGGCGAACAACGCUGGAUACAUUUUUUGGCCCGUCACCACUAGAUGAGGCAGACCGAAUGGUGCUAUAUGCAAUUGUGGCAACAACUCUGCGCUUUUCCUCCGACAAUAGGCUUAAUGACCAGAACAGAAAGCGCUAUCAUGACUCGGCCAAGCAAAGGGUCGUCCUCCAUGGCCUAGAAAGUUCCUCUGUCAAGGCACUUCAGGCACUCGUGAUUUUAGCUCUUGAUCUGGUUGGAUCCUCUAAUGGGCCGCCAGGCUGGAAGCUCCUUGCCCUGAUUACCCGAUCUGUAGUUCAGCUAGGGUUGGCCGUGGAAUCAAAGUCUUCUCUUGUCACCCCCCUCUAUCCCUCAAUUUAUACUCUGAGAGCUGUCACUCUUUCGGAGCCAGACUGCUGGAUUGAGGAGGAGAGUAGACGUCGUUUAUUCUGGAUGGUCUACUUGCUGGACCGAUAUUCUACCCUGGCGACUGCGUUCAAUUUCGCCUUGGACGACAAAGAUAUCGACCGCAAACUCCCUUGCAAAGACGAUUACUUUAUUAAGAACCAGCCCGUUGAGACGCGGUGGUUCCAAUGCUCUAGUUAUCGUGCGGAUUAUCUCACCAAAGCUGAGAACGUUGGGUCUUUCGGUCUCUAUGUUGAAAUCUUGGGCAUCCUCUCGCGGAUUCACGUGUUCUUAAAACGGCCCGUGGACAUCGGGGCUCUCUCCGAUGUUGCAGAAUGGCAGGCUACCUAUCGCAAACUCGACAGUGAGCUUACAUCGUGGGAGUUCAAUCUCCCAGCGGAAUACGCCUACGAAAACUCGUCUCGAAUCUUCAGUGGGCCCAGGAAUGGCCGGGCUCUGCACAGCGAUUGGGUACAAUUACAUGCAACCUACCAGACAGCUGUGAUUCGGCUGCACUCCUCGGCAGCAUACCCGACAACCCGAUCUCCAAUCUUCACACCCUCAUAUAGUGCCAGCCAGCGAUGCCUUCUAGCCGUCGAAAACAUUCUAUUAGUAACUAGGUUUGUUGUAGAGCAUAAUCUGCUGGACAAGAUGGGCCCACCCUUCGCCUUCACCCUCUGGGUCUCAGCACGCCUACUUCUCGUCCACGGCUCAACCAUUGCACAUACCGUUAGCCCCGAUAUCACAUUUUUCGUGGAUACUCUAUUUCAUUUAGGAAAAUUCUGGAAAGUUGCCGAGCGAUACAGCAGUAUCCUUCAGCGCGUCCUGGAUGAGUACAACGAGUAUCAGCAAUCCAUCGCCACAGAUGGCGAACGAUCCACACCAUCAACAGUGAAAAUUCUCGCUGAUAUGCGUCGCUGUGCAUUCGAUCUGGACUUUUUGAUUUCGCGUCAACCACGAGAAUCACCUGCUGACAAUGGCAUUGGCGAGAGCCACCAGCCCCAGUCACGCUUCACUACAAUGCCCGCCCGCAACUUCGCCCCCAACGAACUCGAAUACCUCGAUGUUUUUGGUUUCUUCAAUGUUCCCCGUGUUCCUCCUGCCCGGGCUUCUGAUUUGUCUACUUCUAACCCCUCUCAUUUGGAGAUCCCAGAGCCUGGACCAAAUCCGAUGUCUGUUCAUGGAUUGACGGACGCUGGCCCCGCGCCUUCAACUGGGUCAGUAGAUGAUGGUGGCCACCCCUCCAAUGCAAAUGAAUUCAACAUCACAAACUACUUGAUUCCGACGCCAGAGACGGAUUGGCUGUUCCGACCAUCUUAA
Molecule: messenger RNA, 1917 nt
Organism: Penicillium digitatum Pd1
Lineage: Eukaryota; Fungi; Ascomycota; Eurotiomycetes; Eurotiales; Aspergillaceae
Source: RefSeq, a predicted model, not a curated record